CCCCAACUUCGUCUGCUUACAAUUGUCACUUUAUUCCCUACCUAAAGCGACCAGGAAAUUGAAGAAAGAAAAAAAGACCAGCAUGUCCCAAUUCCUCCGCUUUACCCCCACGGCCGCCCGCCGUCUCGCCACGCCGUCCACCUUCGGCUCCAAAUCCAGCCUCUCCGAGACCUUGGCCCUGCUCCCGCCGCUGCAGCUCUACCGUCGCAUUCUCCGCGUGCACCGCAAGAAACUUGACCCCGAGAUGCGGAUCCUGGGUGAUGGCUAUGUGAAGAGUGAAUUCCGGGCUCAUCGGAAUGUGGAUAAUCCGUUGCAUAUUAUUGGUUUCCUCACGGAAUGGCAAUUAUAUGCGCAGAAAUUGGAGGGAGAUGCGUGGAUUGGGGAGAAGUUGGAUAAGAGUAAACUGGAUAAGAUGAGUGAUCAGCAGAUUGGGCAGUUGUAUGAGCUUAUGCAGGCGAUUCAGAAUAAGGAUGGGGAGGGAGAGGGGGAGGGGGAG
Messenger RNA from Aspergillus neoniger CBS 115656, 496 nucleotides. Its product is annotated as succinate dehydrogenase assembly factor 3. Gene Ontology annotation, cellular component: mitochondrial intermembrane space; mitochondrion. The record is from RefSeq and is a predicted model, not a curated record. Gene Ontology annotation, biological process: succinate metabolic process; mitochondrial respiratory chain complex II assembly. The transcript is spliced from 3 exons. The annotation marks the transcript as partial. NCBI's taxonomy places the organism in Eukaryota, Fungi, Ascomycota, Eurotiomycetes, Eurotiales, Aspergillaceae.